AUGAAAGGCGGUAGGAAGAACCUGCGGCGCGCGUGCGAGGAGGGCACCGCGGUGACGCUGGCGGAGGGUGAGAGCAUCAUGCAGGUCGUCACGCUGCGCGGCUCCAACCUCAUCGAGGUGACGGACGGCGAGGGCGUCAAGUCUCUCGCCCUCUUCCCCGCCAAGUUCCAGACGAGCUUCUGGAUCAAGAACGGGAAUUUCGUGGUUGUGGAUGCUAGUGGGAGGGACGAGGCUCUCGAAUCUGGAAGUAGGAAUUUACUUGAUGGAACCAGGGUUGUUACUGAUUCACUCGAUCUUUGUUAUGCCAGUCCGGCUAUCUUCAAGUCGACUCCCAAUGGGUGGGCGACAGGGCAAGAGGGAACGACAUCGCAGGCUGGGGAAGAGCACAACUCCAAAGAAGAAGACGACGAUGAUGAUAUGCCACCACUCGAGGCGAACACAAACAGGAAUAGACCGUUUGCCGUGCAUUCCGACACAGAGAGUGAUUCUGAUUCUUAA
Triticum dicoccoides is the source of this 498-nucleotide messenger RNA. Its product is annotated as probable RNA-binding protein EIF1AD. Lineage: Eukaryota; Viridiplantae; Streptophyta; Magnoliopsida; Poales; Poaceae. Gene Ontology annotation, biological process: translational initiation. Gene Ontology annotation, cellular component: nucleus. Bases 1 to 498 code for a protein of 165 amino acids. The transcript has 4 exons. Gene Ontology annotation, molecular function: translation initiation factor activity; RNA binding. The record is from RefSeq and is a predicted model, not a curated record.